AUGCUGGUUCAAGCUCUUGUUGCGACUCUCCUUCCAGCUGUCGUCCUGGCUGUUCCAGCCGCGCAGACCACAUCCAACAACGGAGAAGAUGUCUACGGAAUUCCCUCGUCCAUUGAAGCUGCCUACAUUUCAGCCAUCCCGACUGCCUGGAUAUCAUCUCUAGACACCCCUGCGUUUGCAUCCUCCGUACUAGCCGAGGAGGAAGCUGGCAUUGAACCAUCCUGGUAUAGCAACGAGCCCGACAGUGUGAAGGCAUACUUUUCCACUCGCAACAAAGCCAUUGAUUCCUACUACGCCAAGGCGUCUUCAUCCUAUUGUGUCACAGCCUCGGUCUUGACCGCCGACAUCUCUGGUGGUUCCACUCUUACCUCGGGAUUGACUGCCACCUCCAUAUCUGCGUUUGCGUUUGCGUUUGCGUUUGCGUUUGCGUUUGCGUUUGCGUUUGCGUUUGCGUUUGCGUCUGCGUCUGCUUCUUCCACGAGCAUUCAACUUGGCUCGACUUCUACUGGAGGUGUCCCUGCCGCCACGACGGGCCUUGCCAUGAGCCUUGCUGGUACUAUGGCAAUCCUAGGUCUCGCGGUCGCUCUGUGA
Messenger RNA from Penicillium daleae, 591 nucleotides. RefSeq lists its product as uncharacterized. NCBI's taxonomy places the organism in Eukaryota, Fungi, Ascomycota, Eurotiomycetes, Eurotiales, Aspergillaceae. The transcript is spliced from 3 exons. Bases 1 to 591 code for a protein of 196 amino acids. The record is from RefSeq and is a predicted model, not a curated record.